AUGCGAGCCGAUCUCAGGCAGCGCGCUAUACCAGACACAGUCUUGGACACAGCAGCUGCGGAUGGGCCAUCGGUGGACGAGAUGAAGAAGUACAACAACAGCUUAACCAAAGCAGGCAAUGCGCUAGACACCUUCUUCACCCCACGCACACUGGAUGUGCUGGUGCUGGCCACAGCCACGGAUCCCAAGAAGACUAUGGACGCGUUAAGGUUGAUGAAGGAUGUUGCAGAGACCUUCGAGCUGCCAAUUACUAUGCACACCCUGGCCAUUGCGACUGCGGCGUGUAUGCGGGCGAUAGAAACGCCGGCGUCUCAGUUCGAGGGCCAGGAGUGGUAUCCGGCGAAGCUCUGGGUGCAGAUGGAGCAAGGGUUGGCAGAACAUCAGCAGGGAGUGGUCGACAGUGAACUCUCGCUGGAUGUGCUGAACCUGGCCAUCAAGCACAAGCGGACGGGUACUGUGCGAUCGGUUGUUCAAAGUAUUCUGUCACGGGAUGUAGAGCUUGAUCUAGGGACAUUCAUCAAAAUCUUCACACUAGCAGCGAACAUGCAGGACGGCACGCUGGCUGACUGGGCUCAUCAGAAACUAGAGAGACGUAACAUGAACAUGUCCGACCCCUUUGUGACGGGGGCAAUGGCCAACGCGUACUUGUCCACAAGGAACUACUGCAAAGUGUUUGAGAUAUACUACUUUGAGAAGAAAAAGCGAGAGAAAUCGACACUCCACAAUACCACAUCGCCAGAAGACUCUGUGAAGUCGCCAGAGCUACUUCAUUUGCCCGGUCUUUUAGCCAUGCACCACUGGGAUGGUAGCAACGCAAUGGAGGCGGCCAAUCAGAUCCUCAGAUCUCACCAGUCGGCCGAUGCGAUUUGUAAUCUGCUGGAAGGCGUCGGAAAGCAUUUCAAGUUACAUCCCGAUCGAGGAACGGCAACCGCAGUGGAGACUGUCGCGCUCCUCGUGCAGACGUUUGCAUCCGACCCACAGCACAAACAGUUGAUGUCUUUGGAUUCGGUAGAGAGGCUCUUCUCUGACGUGUUCCACAGCAACCCCACCAACCACACGCGCAUGUACACAUUCGCCCUGGGCGUACUACCAGAGCGUAAUGAAAAGCUGUGGGCCUGGACCAGAAUGCUUGAUAUUGCGGCCACCUCAGCCGCCAAUGGCGACCUCGCAACACUCACCGAACUCGUCGAUGACGUACUACCCAUGAUGGAUGGCCUACAGUUUACCUUUGACGACUUGACUCAACUCGACACCAAGACGCGACUGCACGCGGGAGAAAAGCUAGAGGUCUGCGAGAAACUACUCGACGUGGAUCAGGCGCAUCGGUUGUUCAAAAUGUUCGGAAUGUCCGAGUGAUAAAGCCUAGUAGCCUCGCACGCACAGUACGUAGGAGAUACGUUAAGCCUAGUAGCCUCGCACGCACAGU
Sphaeroforma arctica JP610 is the source of this 1426-nucleotide messenger RNA. RefSeq lists its product as hypothetical. The coding region runs from base 1 to 1356 and encodes 451 amino acids. The record is from RefSeq and is a predicted model, not a curated record. The transcript has 8 exons. Lineage: Eukaryota; Ichthyosporea; Ichthyophonida.